Alexandromys fortis (reed vole) is the source of this 2480-nucleotide messenger RNA. It is a transcript of the gene Abhd17c, whose product is annotated as abhydrolase domain containing 17C, depalmitoylase. Gene Ontology annotation, molecular function: palmitoyl-(protein) hydrolase activity. Gene Ontology annotation, biological process: regulation of postsynapse organization; protein depalmitoylation. The transcript has 3 exons. The record is from RefSeq and is a predicted model, not a curated record. The coding region runs from base 328 to 1290 and encodes 320 amino acids. NCBI's taxonomy places the organism in Eukaryota, Metazoa, Chordata, Mammalia, Rodentia, Cricetidae. Gene Ontology annotation, cellular component: plasma membrane; endosome membrane.
UUCGGAGGGGUAGCCCCGCCCACCUGUGGGGGCGCGCCGCGCGGUAACCCGGAAGUGGCGGCAGCGUGCGGGGGCGGGGCGGCGCGCUCGAGCGGGCCAUGGCCGCCGCCGCCGCCGCCGGCUUUGUGUGCCUCGCGCAAGCCCCGGCCGUCCGCGCCUCGCCGGGGCGGCGGGGCCGCUGCUGACCCGCCCCGCUCGCCGCGUAGCGCCUGCCUGGUCCCGCCCCUGGCCUCUCCGCCUCCUCGGCCGGCCUCCCGCUCCCGGCGCGCGCUCCUUCGGAGCUCUCUGCGCUUCCCUCCCGCCCGCGGCGGGCUCCAGGCCGCCCCGAUGCCCGAGCCCGGCCCCAGGAUGAACGGCUUCUCGCUGGGCGAGCUGUGCUGGCUCUUCUGCUGCCCGCCUUGUCCGAGCCGCAUCGCCGCCAAGCUGGCCUUCCUGCCGCCCGAACCCACCUACACGGUGCUGGCGCCCGAGCAGCGCGCGCCCGCGCCGGCUGCGACCCCCGCGCCCGCCCCGGCGGCUCAGCCCGCCCCGGCCGAGGAGGGCGCGGGCCCCGGUGCGUGCAGCCUGCACCUGAGCGAGCGCGCCGACUGGCAGUACUCGCAGCGCGAACUGGAUGCCGUCGAGGUCUUCUUCUCCCGCACGGCUCGCGACAACCGGCUGGGGUGCAUGUUCGUGCGCUGCGCGCCCUCCAGCCGCUACACGUUGCUCUUCUCUCACGGCAACGCCGUGGACUUGGGCCAGAUGUGUAGCUUCUACAUCGGCCUGGGCUCGCGCAUCAACUGCAACAUCUUCUCCUACGACUACUCGGGCUACGGCGUGAGCUCCGGCAAGCCCUCCGAGAAGAACCUCUAUGCCGACAUCGACGCCGCGUGGCAGGCGCUGCGCACCCGAUACGGUGUGAGCCCUGAGAACAUCAUCCUCUAUGGGCAGAGCAUUGGGACUGUCCCCACCGUGGACCUGGCCUCGCGGUAUGAGUGUGCAGCUGUCAUCCUCCACUCCCCGCUGAUGUCUGGUCUGCGUGUCGCUUUUCCGGAUACCAGAAAAACAUACUGUUUUGAUGCUUUCCCCAGCAUUGACAAGAUAUCUAAAGUCACCUCUCCUGUAUUGGUUAUCCAUGGUACUGAGGAUGAGGUCAUCGAUUUCUCCCAUGGCUUGGCGAUGUAUGAGCGCUGUCCUCGUGCUGUGGAGCCCUUGUGGGUUGAGGGGGCUGGGCACAAUGACAUAGAGCUCUAUGCACAGUACCUAGAGCGGCUAAAACAGUUCAUAUCUCACGAGCUUCCCAACUCCUGAAGAUGACGGCCGACCUUACCUCAUUACUGUGAAGCGAGGAUCCUUGUUUGCACACACUUUGACUGGAUUUAACAGUGAUGCCCAAUAACCACAGAGAAGGGCCCAGCCCUUGGGGUGUUGUCCUUAAAGAGCUAACAAAGUCUGUCUUUUGUACCUAAUCACCACCUUCCAUUAGGCUGAGCAGCUGGGGUCUCAGCUGCAUGACCUUGCAGGAGUGGGAACAAGAGCUGACCGUGGGGACUGUUUCCCAGCAUCGUAGACUAAAGUGUGACCAAGUCUGUCUCCCUCGCUGUCACCUCUGAUUCCCCAGCCGGUGCAGGAUCACCCUCUCACCCAGGUGCCAGUGUCUGACUGCAGCACUCUCCGCUCUGGUGCCAUGGGUGAGACCCAUUUGUGAAGCUAUGGUAGUGUAACUGGAAACCUGUUGUGAGACAUCCUCCAUUAGCCGUGUUAACACACCAGUCCUUCCCACACCCGUGAACUAUCGCCAACAGCUUCAUCAGCUAUAACCAUAUAAAUACAACUGGAAUAUUCUUAAACAACAGGAAACUGGGGUUUUUUAAGUGUAAAUUUAUUACUAGCCAAGAGUUUUAAUAUUUUGACUGUCUGGUUGGUCUAAUAAAGCCUGGCCGACUCUCCUUCUGUAAAGUCCUUCUCGUCGGCUUUUUUAAAGUCCUGUACAUAUUUGCAAUGACAUUGUGCACAGAUUCCUAAUGGGUAGUUUCCUUUAGUCAGGCUUCAACAGACUGCAGAUUCCUUGUUUGUAUUGUAAAUGAUUGAAUACAUUUUGUUAAUAUGUUUUUAUUCCUAUGUUUUGCUAUUAAAAUUUUUAUAACAUUUCCAAGACAAAAAUUCCAAGUUUCUGCUUUGAAGAAUUUAGGUAAUUAAAAUUUCCCUAAGCUGAUUUCUUAGUUUAGGAGUUACUUGGGUUUUGACACUGGAGUCGUGCCAGGUGAACAUCAGAAAUGAGAUGCUUAAGAUUGCUACACUACUUGUAUUGGUCGGGGGAUUGGGUUUGGGGUUGUUUGGUCUUAUUUUAGUUCUUUUCUUUCUUUCAAAUUUAAAAGCCUUAAAUGUACUGUAAGCCUCAGAUCGUUGUACAACUGGAUUGCGUUGGUUGCCAGUUUGUGUGCUGUUGCCUGAAUGUGGCACGGUGGUUGGUAAUGGAAUAAAGGACGCAUGGAUCAGAA